Glossina fuscipes is the source of this 1785-nucleotide messenger RNA. RefSeq names its product pickpocket protein 28 (gene ppk26). Gene Ontology annotation, molecular function: ligand-gated sodium channel activity. The record is from RefSeq and is a predicted model, not a curated record. Gene Ontology annotation, biological process: sodium ion transmembrane transport. Gene Ontology annotation, cellular component: membrane. Lineage: Eukaryota; Metazoa; Arthropoda; Insecta; Diptera; Glossinidae. Bases 1 to 1785 code for a protein of 594 amino acids. The transcript is spliced from 9 exons.
AUGGAAGGUAAUGACGUACAAAAAUGGGAAACAAGACCUUCGCAGAAUUCCGUGCAAGCACAACCAUUACAAUGGAAGCGUGCAGCUUUGAUGACUAAAACGAUUACAGCUUUCAAGGAAACUAUAUCCAUUGAUAGUGACAACGAUGAUGUGGAUACAAAGCAGCAAAUUAAAUACGGUAAACCUUCGCAGGCAGCCUGGGCUAUACUCUCUGAAUAUUGUGACCAUAGCACAAUACAUGGCAUGAAAUAUUUGGGAGAACACAAAAGACCAUGGUGGGAAAGAAUUUUCUGGAUAAUUGUGUUUGGUGUUUCAAUUUACACUUGUGCUGCCUUGAUUAUGAAUAUCUGGUAUAAAUGGAAUUAUAAUCCGGUUAUAGUAAGUUUUGCGGAGAAAUCUACACCGGUAUGGGAGAUACCAUUCCCUACUAUAACGAUUUGCCCAGAAAAUAAAGCGCCACAAACAAUUUUCAAUUAUACCGAUGCAUUUUGGAAAUUGAAAGACUUCCAUAGUAAUAUCACUCACGAAUAUCCUACAAACGAGGAAUUAGCAAAUUUUUAUGUACUAUCACAAGUAUGUGACCAUCACAUAAUACAACGGAGUAAAGCUGAUGCUGACUAUGCUAAAGGUAUCGAUAUCAUAACAAGACUAUCGCAAAUAAUGCCAGCUUUUCGUGAAACGUUUUUGAGAUGUAAAUGGCGUAACUCGCUUCAAAACUGUGCUAAUAUGUUUAGUAAAUUUAUAACGGACGAUGGCAUGUGCUAUAGCUUUAAUUCGUUAAGUCUUGAGGAAAUUUAUCGUCAAGAAAGCUUAUUACCCGAACUAAUGCUUCAUAUCGAAAAUCGUACGGCUACCGAUUGGAAUGUGGAGGACGGUUACAGUUCUGCCGCCCAAGCAAGUACGUAUCCGAAAAGAGUAUUGGGACCGGGUACCAAGGCUGGCUUAGAAUUAUUAUUAAAUGGCUACGAAAAGGAUUUCGACAACUUAUGUCGUGGUCCUAUCCAGGGAUUUAAGAUUUUACUGCAGACACCGGGUGAAUUGCCUUUGAUGGGGAAGCGUUUUUUUCGCAUACCGUUCGAUCAAGAGAUAUUGAUCUCUAUAAAACCCAAAAUAAUAACCACUUCUGUUGGCCUAAAGCACUACGAGCCCAAUAAGCGUCAAUGCUAUUUCCAGAAGGAGCGCGAGUUACGUUAUUUUCAGAUUUAUAGCCAAAACAAUUGCGAAUUGGAGUGUUUAGCCAAUUUUACCUUAACUGAAUGUGGUUGCGUUAAAUAUUCAAUGCCCAGAAAUACUACUGUGCCAGUUUGCGGUCCAAAAAAAAUACCAUGCCUUUAUGAGGCUGAAGAUAAAUUGGCUUUAAAGGAAUUUAAACAAGGAGUCGCAGCUGCCACCAGUAGCUAUCGUGCAGCAACCACUUGUAACUGUUUACCCGCUUGCACUUCGAUCGCAUAUGAAGCAGAAAUCUCACAAUCCGAUUACGAUUACAAAAGCUUAGCCGAAUUAAAUGGCGAAACAAACGAAAAAGACAAAUUAUAUGGUGCGAAAAAAACCCGUCUAUCAAUAUUCUUUAAGGAGGCACAAUUUCUUACCUCUAAACGCUCUGAACUAUACGGGACUACGGAAUUUUUAGCCAAUUGUGGUGGUUUGUUAGGACUAUUUAUGGGCGUUUCAACUCUCAGCAUAGUUGAAAUUAUUUACUUUUGUACGGUUCGCUUAGCUACCAAUUUAAAAAUGAGACAUAAAAAGCGCAAAGAAUUACAAAAUUAUGAGGAUAAAACGGCCUAA